GAUCACUACGCUGUAGCUGAUUGGCUAGGUAUUGCUCCACACUCAUCCGUCAGGAAAGUGAACGUUCGACAACAUGGGGCUGCUAACUAUCCUGAAGAAGAUGAAACAGAAGGAGCGGGAGGUGCGGCUGCUCAUGCUUGGCUUAGAUAACGCUGGCAAAACCACGAUCCUGAAGAAAUUUAAUGGUGAAGAUAUAAACACAAUCUCUCCGACUCUGGGAUUCAACAUCAAAACUUUGGAACACCGAGGGUUCAAACUGAAUAUGUGGGAUGUUGGCGGCCAGAAGUCCUUGCGAUCAUAUUGGAGGAAUUACUUUGAGAGCACAGAUGGUCUCAUUUGGGUCGUAGACAGCGCAGACCGCGCUCGCUUACAAGACUGUGCUCAAGAACUAUCCGGGCUCUUGUUGGAAGAGAGGUUGUCUGGAGCAACAUUAUUGGUGUUUGCCAAUAAACAAGAUUUACCUGGUGCACUGUCCAAAGAUGCGAUCCGAGAGGCGUUGGAGUUGGAUAACAUCAAGACACAUCACUGGUGCUUACAAGGGUGCAGUGCAGUGACUGGAGAAAACCUCCUCAUAGGGAUAGACUGGUUACUGGACGAUAUCUCCUCUCGUAUUUUUACAGCAGACUGAUCAAUACUGGAUAGAGGACAUGAUGGAAAAAGGAGAAGAUAUGGCCUUAUUAUUUAUUACCUUUUUAUUUAACUGAUAAUGUCUAACGCAUCCACAGGAGACGUCAUGUAAUGACCACCGCGUCAUGAGGCAGAAGUUGUCAUUCAGAUGACUGGAUUUUGAGAAAUCAAAGCUCUUAAAGGGGUAUUCCCAUCUCAGACAGCGAUAUGCCCCCAUUGUCUCAUAGGUGCGGGUCCCACCGCUGGGACCCGCACCUACGAGAACGAGGCGGGGAGCGCUGUGGCUGGAGGACCCCU
Bufo gargarizans (Asiatic toad) is the source of this 924-nucleotide messenger RNA. RefSeq names its product ADP ribosylation factor like GTPase 2 (gene ARL2). Gene Ontology annotation, molecular function: GTP binding; GTPase activity. Gene Ontology annotation, biological process: protein folding. The record is from RefSeq and is a predicted model, not a curated record. The transcript is spliced from 5 exons. Gene Ontology annotation, cellular component: cytoplasm; microtubule cytoskeleton. Bases 74 to 628 code for a protein of 184 amino acids. Lineage: Eukaryota; Metazoa; Chordata; Amphibia; Anura; Bufonidae.